Molecule: messenger RNA, 4263 nt
Organism: Parasteatoda tepidariorum (common house spider)
Lineage: Eukaryota; Metazoa; Arthropoda; Arachnida; Araneae; Theridiidae
Product: major facilitator superfamily domain-containing protein 12
Biological process (GO): carbohydrate transport
Cellular component (GO): plasma membrane
Molecular function (GO): symporter activity
Source: RefSeq, a predicted model, not a curated record
UUUCAUCGAUAAUUAUAAUCCAUAUAUUUAAUCGAUAUGGGCCAUGUGAUUAUCCGUCUGUCGCUCAGGUUUUAUUUGUUUGUUUUCAUUCGAUUAUGAAGUCAUACGCCUUAGGACCGCUCAGUUCAACUUAUUCUGCCAUAUUUUAAUUAAUUAAGACAAUACUACUGAAAUAUUAUGAAGAAAAUAUUAAAUCAUUUUAUUCUUAACGUGUAAAUAGUUGUUUUUUGCACUUUUUUUCUCCAUCUAACUUAGUUAAUUUAUUUGGAAUGCUGUUUGAAAUGGGUCAGCUCAUCUUAAAUCAAAAUAUGUGCUAUUUCACACUAUGAAUUGGCAAACUCUGGAAAAACAAGUACAAAAUUUCUAUACUAUCUACUAAGUUCUCUUAUUAUCAGAGAGCUUUACUCCCAUUCUUUUAAACUUGGUUACCCUUGUUUAAAAAUGGAUGUAGCAUCCAUUUCUUUCUCUGGCUCUCGUCAGCCUGUCAAGCAUGUUAUACCUCUUGGAAGGCGACUAGCUUACAGUUGUGGCCAUGUUUUAAAUGAUCUAUGUGCUUCCAUGUGGUUUUCUUAUCUGCUUAUAUUUGAACAUUCUGUUUUGAACCUGAGUAAUUUUGUUGCUGGAUCUCUGAUGCUUCUUGGGCAGAUUGCUGAUGGUAUAUCCACCCCAUUUGUUGGAUUUGAAUCUGAUCAACCCAAUGAUAUGUUCCUAUGUAGGAAAUACGGCAGAAGGAAAGCUUGGCAUUUAGUUGGUACAAUAUGUGUGAUAUUUUCUUUUCCUUUCUUAUUUAUGGAUUGCAUAAGUUGUUCCAAUUCAUUCGAAUAUGCCAAGUUUAUUUAUUAUGGAGCUUUCAUAAUUAUUUUUCAAUUUGGAUGGGCCUCAACCCAAAUAUCUCACUUAUCUCUCAUUCCUGAUCUAACACCACUCUCAUGUGAAAGAGUUGAGCUUAAUUCCUAUAGAUAUGCCAUGACAGUCGCGUCUAAUAUUUGUGUAUAUACAACAUUAUUAAUUGUCUUAGGUGUAGCUAGUGGAGAAGAUUCCCAUAUUGGACCUACAGAUCUGCACAUAUUUAGAAAUGUUGCACUUGCAAUGGUCGGUGUUGGUACUGUCUUCUCAUUGAUCUUCCAUCUUUUUGUAAAAGAAGAGGAUCAUCCUCAUUUUGCCAUUGAACAGCAGUGCGUAAUCAAUGAAGCUAGCAAUAUGAUUGAAAAGCCACAUUUAACUUGGAGUGAUUGGUUUUUUCAACCACAAUUUUACAUGGUUGCAAUUCUGUAUACUUCUACGAGACUGUUUUUUAAUAUAUCACAAGUUUAUAUGCCAAUGUAUAUUCAGGAUACACUUAAGUUACAUAAGAGUAAAAUAGCCAUUAUUCCCCUUGUGAUAUUUUUAAGUGGAUUUCUAUCAUCAUUUAUAGUGAAAUUUAUUAAUCGUCAUUUUGGUAGCAAAAUUACUUACCUAAUAGGUUGCAUCUUAGGCCUUGGGGCUUGUGUUUGGAUUCAUUUUGGUGAAGGAGAGACUUACUGUCAAUAUGAAUUAUAUGGUGUUGCAGUUCUUAUUGGAGUAGCUGGAUCUACUCUUUUAAUUAUGUCCCUUGGCAUCACAUCAGAUCUUAUUGCAAAUAGCACAACGAGUGGUGCUUUUGUAUUUGGAUGCAUGAGCUUCCUUGAUAAGUUGUCAAAUGGUGUUGCUGUAGAACUUAUUCAGGUUUUUCAUCCAUGUUUAACAUGUUGUACUAGUUGCAGAUGGUAUUACAGAUAUAUACUCGAGUUUGCUUGUGGAGGUGCAAUACUUCUUGGAUUGAUUUCCCUAGCUUGUCUUGCUACGCAAUCUAUAGGAGAAAGAAGGAAUGAAGAACAACUGCAUAGGAACUCAAUUAUUCGACAUAACAGAAGAGUCGCCAGUAUGACUUCUGCUAAGGAAAGAAGCUUUGAGGAACGAAGAUCAUUACUCGAUGAUGAAUCGGAUUCUGUCACUACGUGAUCUUUUGUUAUUUAAUUAAUAGUUUGUUAUUUAUUUUUUUAAAGAGUUUGAGUAGUUAUGGGCAUUAAAAGAUGAGACUUUUAAAGUUUGAGUACGAAGGAGUGUUGCACAGGGUGAUUGAAACUUUUUAUACUUCAUGUUUCUUUGUACUCAUGUUUGUUUGUAGGAGAUGUGAUGCUUUUUAUAUUCUGAGAACACUUUAUAUCUUGUUGGAAAUAUUGAAUGCCUUUAAAAGAGUCCAAUUUUAAAGUGAUGCUAGUGAAAAACUGUCUAAAGAGUUCAAAUUUACAACAUGUAUAGUUUUAGAUAGCAUAUUAUUAUUUUUAAUUUCAUAAAAUUGAUCUUAAAAAAGGUAAACCAAAAAAAUUUUUUUUAUAGAAGUGUUUAUAACUGCAAAGAAAAUAGCGUAAAUGUAUAUAAUUUAUUUUACAUUUAUUUAAGUAUUAUUUGUUUUUAUGGUUUACUAUUUUUCUGAGUAAAAAAGCCUAUGAUAUUUUAAAAUUGCAAUUCAUUUCAGAUUUUCCACACAUUAAUUCUUAAAAAAAAAUGGUUUAUCUUAAUAUUCUUUCUAAGAUCAUUUCCUAAACAUAUCUGAUGCACAGGGAAAACCUUUUUUUAACUUGUGUGCUUCCCCACAAAGGAAACUUGUUUCAAUGUCAUUAUCCCUCCAAGUAUUGAGAUCCAGGACAAAAUUGUACUGAAAAUUCCCUGUUAACUUCCCAUUGAAUAACAUUGGGAAAGCUGGUUUUUUAAGUACAUAAAAGCAACCAGCUGAAAGUUCGGAAAAAAACUGGAACUAUUACUCAUAUGGUUCUGCUUAAAAACAGUAUUUAAAGAAGAAACUGUCAAGCUGAAAGGGGCUGAUGUUAAUUUGAUACAAAUUACUGUAGGAAAAAAAAAAAAGAAUUAGUAUGUAUUUGUUCGAGUUUUCAUGGAUUUUUUUUUUAAAUUAAAUGUAAAAAGGACUUUUUUCUUGUUAACAUAUUCACUUAUAGAGAAUUUUUUCUGUGAUUACUUUAUGAAAAACUCAGUUUUGUGCUUAUUUUAAUUAUAACUAACAGAAUAUUACAGUUAAACUUCUAUAACCUGAACAUCUAUGACUUGAGUUUUCUGUAUCUAAAGACAAUUCAUAAAAUCCUUUCUGGAUGUAUUGCUUUCAUCACUAAAUAUUUGUCUAUUGCAACAAGUCAAUUUAAUGUUUAUCUGAAGAAAUAUGUAAAAUAAACAUGUAUAAAACACUAGUUGGAUCUAUUCUGCUUUGUGGGGGUGACUGCUGAGCAACUAUCAAGUUACAUGAAAAUAAAUUAUUGACCUUUGAUUGAAAAAUCAUUAGAAAAAUAUUUGGUGCAGUCCAUAAAAAUAAUAGCUGAAGAUCCUUUUUUAACUUUGAAAUUUACAAAAAUACAAGCUACCUGAUGCUGUUAAAGUCAUAAAAUCCAAUAAAUUAAGGUGGACAGACAUUUAUUCCAAUCUUAUAAUACAAACUUUGAGAAAAAAGCUCACUUUUUCUAUUCUUUUGCAAAGCAAAACGGAACCACCAAUUAGGUUGCUUGAAUCGAUGGAGAAGGACUUCCAUAUAGUAGCUAAGGACUGGAAGAGCCUUGCUGGGAAUAUAACCAGAUGGCAAAAAUUGUUUGGGUUGGCCUUGGCCUGUAACAGACUGUAGUGCCUUGAAAGAAGUAAUUUUUGUCUGCCUAGCUUAAAAUCUGAUUUAUAAGUAACUUUGAUAAAAAAUAAUGAAAAAAUGAAAAGCUCUUGAAAAAUUUAGGCAAUACUAAAAUUGUAUUAGCAGAGAUUCCAGAAAUAGAAACUAUUGGAUUUUCUUGAGAGACCUAUCUUAAAUUUCUCUCUCUUUCUCUUUCAGUUCUUACAACAGCUUUUGAGUUAAGUAAAGUUAGAGGUAAAAUUCACUUUGAAAAAAGAAAAAGAUUUCACUUACAUUUGUGUACCUUAGUCAUUGUGUGCAUGCAUCCUCUGUGUAAAAUUAUGUUGAUAUCUUUUGGAUACCAGCUUAAUGUUAAUCUUUUGAAAUAUUCUUUUAUUAAUGAAAAUUGCUUUAAGAAGCUCUCUUAAAUGCAUUCAAUUAUAGUUUUAACAAAGAAAUGUGAUACAUUUUAUUUAUUAUGAAUUUUUAUAAAUUUUCUGUGUUUAAAAAAAUUUCUAUAUUUUAUUAGUUGUUAACAUUCCACUUUUGUUUUUAUAUUUCAUACAUGGUGUUGAUGUAAAUUUAAAAUAAUUUAUUUUUAAAUAUUCUACCCUUUAAAACACUAGUCGAAGAUGGCA